Messenger RNA from Neoarius graeffei (lesser salmon catfish), 3168 nucleotides. RefSeq names its product sorting nexin 18a (gene snx18a). The coding region runs from base 348 to 2060 and encodes 570 amino acids. Lineage: Eukaryota; Metazoa; Chordata; Actinopteri; Siluriformes; Ariidae. Gene Ontology annotation, biological process: protein transport; plasma membrane tubulation; mitotic cell cycle. The transcript is spliced from 2 exons. Gene Ontology annotation, molecular function: phosphatidylinositol binding; protein binding. The record is from RefSeq and is a predicted model, not a curated record. Gene Ontology annotation, cellular component: plasma membrane; cytoplasmic vesicle.
GAGCGCUCGGCUGAGAGCAGGACGGGCGCGCGCGCCUCACUGAGAGCUGGACGGCUGAGGCGAUGGAGACCUGAUUUUUUUUUAAGUAAUAUAAUUAUUAUUAAAAGUAAAACACCUCGUUAAUGGACUCAGGAUACGAGGUUGAAAGUUUUCCAGGGAUAAACGAAGAAACCGGACGAUUCUGGGUCUCAUUUUGGUCUCUGACACGUAAGCGACGCAGAAAAGUUGAGUCGCGCGCGCGAGUUGGUUUGUAUUUACCACAGUUAGCUUGCUAGCUAAGGGUCGCUAGUCAGUGUGAAGGAGUUUUACUACUCAUUUUGUUGUUUUUAAGCAUAGUUGUUUUUAUAAUGGCGUGUCUACGAGCUAGAGUGUUGUAUGACUUUACUUCUGAGAACCCUGGAGAGAUAUCAGUGAAGGAGAAUGAGAUAGUGAGUCUGUAUAGUGAGAAGGACAUAGAGGGCUGGCUGGAGGGACUGAACAGUACCGGAGAGAGGGGACUCUUCCCUGCGUCCUAUGUCGAGAUCCUGAAGAAUGAAAUCUCCUCUUCUUCAUCUAACAACAGCACUUCUGUAGAUGCGCACCAGGGCUCUCAAAGGGUUAAUAACAUUUCUACUUCCACUUUUGCAAGUGGUUUCACAGCACCACCUCUACUCCAGCAGCAGCAGCAGAGUUAUCCAGCCAGCCAGGGUAGUGAUGAUGACUGGGAUGAUGACUGGGACGACAGCUCGACAGUGGCUGAUGAACCAGGUGUCAGACAUGGAGGGUUCCACGAUUUAGAAAAUAACGGCCCCAACACCUACAGGGUGUCGACGUCCUCCAUGGCUCGAAGUAGCAACACUCAGCAAGCCAAGAGUUCCGCUACGGUUGGUAGAAACCUUAACAGGUUCUCGACUUUUGUGAAGUCCGGAGGCGAGGCGUUCGUGCUUGGUGAAGCAUCUGGCUUUGUCAAGGAUGGCGAUAAGAUCUGCGUGGUGAUGGGUCAGUAUGGCCCAGAAUGGCAGGAAAACCCAUAUCCUUUCCUGUGUACCAUCGAUGAUCCGACCAAGCAGACGAAAUUUAAGGGCAUGAAAAGCUACAUCUCGUAUAAACUAACCCCAACGCACACGCAAAACCCGGUGAACCGAAGAUAUAAGCAUUUUGACUGGCUAUACGCUCGGUUAGUCGAGAAGUUCCCGGUCAUUUCUGUUCCACACAUCCCCGAGAAGCAGGCUACAGGCCGCUUCGAGGAGGAUUUCAUUUCAAAGAGAAGGAAAGGUCUGAUUUGGUGGAUGAACCACAUGACGAGCCAUCCGGUGUUGGCCAGGUGUGAUGUUUUCCAGCACUUUCUAACCUGCAGCAGCACAGAUGAAAAGAGCUGGAAGCAAGGCAAGAGGAAGGCGGAGAAGGAUGAGAUGGUCGGGGCGAAUUUCUUCCUUACGAUCAGCACGCCACCCUCUUCGCUCGACUUCCAAGAAGUCGAGAGCAAGAUCGACGGAUUUAAGGCCUUCACCAAAAAAAUGGACGAUAGUGUGAUCCAGGUGAACGCCACACUCGGUGAGUUUGCGAGGAAACAGAUCACUGGAUUUAAGAAGGAAUAUCAGAAAGUCGGCCAGGCGUUUAAGUAUCUCGGCCAAGCUUUUGAGCUCGACCAACAGACGUACUCGGGCGGUCUGAACACUGCGAUUGCGUACACUGGUGACGCUUAUGAAGCCAUCGGAGACUACUUUGCGGAGCAACCGAAACAAGAUGUGGACCCGGUGUUGGAUCUCCUCGCACUGUAUCAAGGACAUCUCGCCAACUACCCUGACAUCAUCCAUGUUCAGAAAGGCGCUCUGACCAAGGUGAAGGAGAGUCAGAAACACGAAGAGGAGGGCAAGGUGGAGCGGCAGCAGGCUGAAGGCAUCGCCGAGCGCUGUAACAUCAUCUCCUUCGCCACGCUCGCCGAGAUCCAGCACUUCCACCAGAUCCGUGUGCGCGACUUCAAGGCCCAGAUGCAGCACUACCUGCAGCAGCAGAUCAGCUUCUUCCAGACAGUCACAGGCAAGCUGGAGGAGGCACUCAGGCAAUACGACAACGCCUAGAUCUACGCCACACCCUUCAUACUUCUCCCAGGAGCGAGGUGAACGUUAGCCAGCAUCUACUUUAGCAGUACGCUAAACCGAGAGAACCUUCCUGUCUGAUGUCUCUAUCAGCUUCUUAGCCACAUAAUGAAUGUCUGUCUUGUCACAGCAAAACAGGACUGAAUAAAGCGUAGAGGGAAAGUAUGUGACGAGAGCGUUAAAGGUAGAGAUUUCUAGAUAAAAGGGGGAGGGCAGACGCUUUUGACAGCUAGAAGACGUUACAUUACAGCUCUGUGGAACUAAUCGUGCUCAGGAUGACAAGCAUUCCAUCAGAAAGCACAGUUUCCUCUUUACUAACGCAGCAGUUUAUUUACUCAAAUGAUUCUAAAUCCCAUCGGGACUUCCAGUGCUGUUUCGUGCCAACCUUCAGAGCGUUCAAGCACUUCCAGGUCAGGUGAGCUUAUUCAAAAUGUUUACAGAGAUCUGAGGAGUAGCUGUCUUCACUUUGCCGUGCCUUUCAGCCCUGUCUUUACUGAUUUAUAGUUUUUAUAAUUUCUUUUAAUGAAUGUUAUAUACAGUAUAUAUUGUACUUAUUCCAAGAUGUUUUAUAAGGCCUUAUUUUUUGCCCUGGCUGCUAAAGUAAGACACAAGUUGGGCGUCUUCCAUUGGGAGAAACCAUGGGAACAGAAUUAUGCCCUAAUUUGGCUCUCAGACUGAUUUAUUCUUUUUUCCCCCCUGGGGGUAUUUACAGUAACAGUCCAGAAAACAGGAUUGAGCAAAAAAAAAAAAAUAGUUGUGCCCUGGGUUGAUUACCCAGUAAUUUUGUUAAGAGAUAUGAAACUAUUCCCAUGAUACAUGGAUCAGUGUCAGCGUGCAGGGAUCUAAAUAAAGCAAGAGAUGAUAAACUAAAAUGCGCAGCUCACUCAGGACUCCACUUCUGUCAUGUUUCAUCAUGGACAUGUCUGAGAAACAGGAUGUGUGACACUUCGACCCUGAAGAGGACUGAGAAUUUCAUUUAUUUAAUCAUGAAUGUUUUAUUUAAUAUUGUGAUUGAGGAAAUCCCUUGCUGGUUCAGAAAUGUUCAUUCUUUUUAUUUUAUUUUUUCCCAAAAUAAACCCGACACAACUCA